This is a messenger RNA of Chelmon rostratus (copperband butterflyfish), 2860 nucleotides long. Its product is annotated as glucoside xylosyltransferase 1-like. The transcript has 8 exons. Gene Ontology annotation, molecular function: UDP-xylosyltransferase activity. The record is from RefSeq and is a predicted model, not a curated record. Bases 134 to 1468 code for a protein of 444 amino acids. Lineage: Eukaryota; Metazoa; Chordata; Actinopteri; Chaetodontiformes; Chaetodontidae. Gene Ontology annotation, biological process: protein O-linked glycosylation via N-acetylgalactosamine.
GUAAACACCAACUGUGCUCUUCGGCUUAGCCUCUGACUUGAUUUGUGAGCUAGAUUAGUUAGCUGGUAGAAUAUCAGAUGGUUGCUAAGAUCAACUAAAAUGUUCCGUUAGCGCAUAAGAUUUAAAACGCAAAAUGCGAUGCUAUCUUCAGGCAUUUCUCCUGUGCAUGGUGUUCACCUUCUUUUCACUGUUGUAUGUGUUCAAUCAACUAGCCUCCACCUUGGAGGACGGAGACGAUUGGGGCCUGAAAGAACAGGUGAUACCCGAUAAGGGCAGUCAUGACACCGGGCGCCUUCUCAGGAAAAGGCCAGGACUGGCAGGCCUUCGAGACCGCGAAGGGCUUGACAGGUGUAAAUCACUGGCAGUUUCUUACUGGGAUCCAUAUUGGAGACUGCCUGCUGAUGUUUGUGGAGUGAACUGCUUUUUGGAAUCAUCUCUUAGAGAGAGGUCAAGCUCUGCAGUCAAGGAACAUAGUGAUUGGAGAAGUCACCUGGCUGUGGUGGCAUGUGGCCCCCGGCUAGAGGAGACUCUCACCAUGUUGAAGUCUGCUGUUCUCCUCAGCAAAAAGCCUCUGCACUUUUACAUCUUUGCCGAGGAUGAUCUACAUGACAGCUUCAGAAGUGCUCUGGACUCCUGGCCAAGGACAGUUCAGACCAAGUUUAACUUCACCCUCUACCCCAUCACUUUUCCCAAGGAGAAUGUGAAGGAGUGGAAGAAGCUCUUCAAACCUUGUGCCUCUCAGAGGCUCUUCCUGCCACUGAUCUUGAAGGAAGUGGAUUCUUUGCUCUAUGUGGACACAGAUAUCCUUUUUCUGCAGCCUGUAGAGGACAUCUGGGCCCUCCUUUCUCAUUUCAAUUCUAGUCAGUUAGCUGCCAUGGCUCCAGAGCAUGAGGAGCCACGCAUCGGCUGGUACAACCGUUUUGCCCGCCACCCUUACUAUGGCAAGACCGGUAUCAACUCAGGGGUCAUGCUCAUGAACAUGACACGCCUCAGGGAGAAAUUUUUUAAGAAUGACAUGACACGAGUUGCACUGCGGUGGGAAGAAAUUCUGAUGCCUCUUCUCCAGAAGUAUAAGCUCAAUAUCACCUGGGGUGACCAGGACCUUCUUAAUAUCAUAUUUCACCAUAAUCCAGAAAGCCUGUAUGUGUUCCCCUGCCAGUGGAACUACCGUCCAGACCACUGUAUCUAUGGCAGCAACUGUCAACAGGCUGAACAAGAAGGUGUCUUCAUUCUCCAUGGUAAUAGGGGCGUUUACCACGAUGACAAGCAGCCAGCAUUUCGAGCCGUCUACAAGGCCAUCCAAAAGUACCCGUUCGGCGAGAACAUGGAGACCUCACUGCUUCGGCCGCUGGAGGCGUCACUACAGACCACCACAAAUACCUACUGUGGAAGAGCCAGUCACCUGUUUACCAAGAAGCUAAAGCAGAGCAUCAUGUCUGUUCAACAAGAAGCCACACAGAGAAGAUGAUUAGGACAGCACUCUAAUAUCAUUCCAUGAUUACUGUCUGAUUGGUGACUUGGAUUUAAGACACUCCUGUGGAGACAAUGAGCUGGAUGACGAACAGACUCUGGUCAACAUUGAACCAUCGUCUGUUUACAAACUGCAUAUCAAGGCUGUGGAAAUGGGGAGCAGAAAUCUGUGGAACAGGUUAUAUUUUUUAUUUUUAAGUGAAGCCAAUGUUUGUACAUAUCUGUCCAAUGAACACACAACUGGGUCACAAAUGUUGCACUGAAUCCACUUUGCCCUGUAGAGAUUUUAGAUUUCAUAGCUGACAAGAAGGACACUCCAGACAAUCAGGUUGUAUUAUUCUUAGUAAUGAGAAGGAACCUGCAAUUGUUUUGUACAAUUCUCUAAGGUUUUUUGGGAAAAAGAAAUGCAGCAGGGUACUUCAAUACACUCUUCUUAUUGAGAGUAUUUUAUUAUAGCUGUUUUAAUAAUAACUUUUACUAGUGUUUUUGUCACUGCAGUAUAUUAUGGAGAAGGGUUGCUAUUAUCAGGUACUUGUUAGUUAUACAGGAAUUAUCCAUGUUUUAUUGAACAAAACAAAUGCUCAUUAAGAUAAAUCUGAUCAGUAUUUAUUCUUGUCGGACAGGACGCACUUUUGACAUUUACCUUUAUGUGACAUGAUCAUUUCAUGUGUGCUGGCGGCAGAGGUUUCAAAGCAUUGUUUACUGUACGUUUACUGUAAGUCAUUUCAUUAACCUCACCAGGACGCUUUCCCACAACUGGAACAAUGUCAUCGGGAGCUGUUCAUUUUCAUAAAAGCCAGCAAACAUCAUGAAAUCUGCCUUGAGACAGGUUUAAAAAAAAAAAAAAGUUUUUCUGAAAUGCCAGCAUAGACAUUCAAAUGUAUAUCUAAUGAGUGGGAAAUAAAUAUUUUAUUAAAAAGCGUUUCUAAUGAUGCAGUUUGUAGUUUCUCUAGCAUACGUGGGCUUGAGAUCAGGUUGAUCUCAGUCAUAUUAUUUUAAAUGCAACAGCUGUAAAGUAUAUGAUACGGUUUAGAAUUUCCUUUUGGCGCCUUCAAAGUAAAUGUACAAUAUUUUGAGCUGAAUAUAUACUUUAUACUCCAAGAACCCAUACAAGUAUUGACAAAAAAUGAAGGAAUACAACAAUGAAGUGUUUGUGAUAAAGGCAAAUUAAUUUUGGCGUAAUGAAAUUCUGUUAUAAGGUUUGCUUUGGAAUGUUUGUUUCUCAGUUUCUUAUAUUUUAUUUUCUGUUCUUUUGGAGUCUUUUCCAUCAGCCAUCAUAACCACUUUGCAUAAACGGCACUUGUUGCCCACUCAUUCCACAUAAAGACCGAGCAUGAGCUAGAAGGCAGCAGCAAGCUGAAAAUAAGAAAUUAAUGUGUGAGUGUGAAGA